This is a messenger RNA of Aspergillus versicolor CBS 583.65, 760 nucleotides long. RefSeq lists its product as uncharacterized. The record is from RefSeq and is a predicted model, not a curated record. The transcript has a single exon. The coding region runs from base 88 to 645 and encodes 185 amino acids. NCBI's taxonomy places the organism in Eukaryota, Fungi, Ascomycota, Eurotiomycetes, Eurotiales, Aspergillaceae.
CGGCACCUCCGUAUGGAGCAGAGUAGAACAUAACCACCAUCUCUGCGUUCUAUUUAGGUGGAACACGCGUCCGUCGCUGCGUCUGGCAUGAUUCCCGGCCAGCCCGUUUGCAACGGUGGAUUGGAUAACUGCACGAUGGGGCGAACAAAGAAAACCGGGCGGGCAAAGAACCCUCCUUCCCUACCUUGUCCUCCUGCUUCUCCUUCUUCUCAGCCAUUGACCAGCGCUGCCGACGAGGCAGAGACGGUCGUGGAGUGUUUCUUCUCCCUCCUUGACGCCUCCGCCCACAGCCCGUCGGCGUUUACCGAAGACCUCAUCCACCUGUUCGAGAGUCCAGCGCGGCGGGAACCAUUGCUACGUUCGUGGAAAGCAUGGCGUGACAAGAAUAACCGCACACUGCAGAAGAGUCUGCCGACUGUACGAAUUACAAACAUACCCAAGUCUGGGCCUCCGGCGCAGAAGGUUCAAUUUAGACGAGCACUCACGCCCGCACCAGCACCAGCACCAGCACCAGCACCAGCAGUUGGUGUGUGGUGCCAGGGGCCGCCAGUCGCUCGUCUCGAGCAGGAGGAAGUGACAGAGGUCGAGGGGGUCUUUGAGCCGGUGCGCGGCCGGAAGAAGAGGGUGGUGGUGGCCUGGGGGUGACCGAGGGAGCUGGGAAGCUGGGAGGCUGGUAGAGAGAGGCGCUUGGAGUAAGCCAGAGAGAUAUAAAUGUAUCACAAUGCAACCAACAUCCACGUUUCUGGCCUGAAUUAUCCCU